Messenger RNA from Dictyostelium discoideum AX4, 783 nucleotides. It is a transcript of the gene rsmB, whose product is annotated as small GTPase. Lineage: Eukaryota; Evosea; Eumycetozoa; Dictyosteliales; Dictyosteliaceae. Gene Ontology annotation, molecular function: GTPase activity; GTP binding. The transcript has 2 exons. Gene Ontology annotation, biological process: signal transduction. The coding region runs from base 1 to 783 and encodes 260 amino acids. The record is from RefSeq and is a predicted model, not a curated record. Gene Ontology annotation, cellular component: membrane.
AUGAAUAAAUGUUGUAUAUGUAUUAGUGGUGAACCAGGUGUUGGUAAAUCGUCAAUUGUCCAACAAUUUGUAAAAAAUGAUUUUUCAACACAAUAUACACCAACUUUAGAGGAUUUUUAUAAUUAUGAGUUAAAUUUGGAUGAAGAAAAAUAUAAUUUGGAAAUAAUUGAUACUGCUGGUCAAGAAGAAUUUUGUGAUUUAAAAAAUAAUUAUAUAUUAAAUGGAAAUGCAUUUAUAAUAGUUUAUAGUAUUUGUUGUAAAGGUUCUUUUAAAGAAGUAAAAAAUAUAAUGGAUAAUAUAAUAAAUAUAAAAGAUUGUCAAAAUAUUCCAAUAAUAAUUGUUGGUAAUAAAAUUGAUAUUGACGAAAAAGAAAGAAAAGUCUCAACAUUGGAAGGUAAAAAUUUGGCCAAACAAUUAAAUUGUUUGUUUAUUGAAACAAGUGCAAAACAAAAUUUAAAUAUUUCAAAAAUUUUUACAACAUUGGUAAAAGAUUGGAAUGAAAAACAACAAAAUAUUAAAAAAUUCUCUAAAAAAAGUUCAUACUCAAUUAAAAACAUUAAUUGUUCAUCAACAGUAAAAAGUAAAGAAAAACAAAUAAUAAUUUCUGAUAUUAAUGCUUAUGAAAUUUCAUUUCAAAAUAAUAGUCUCAAAAAGUCAAAUAGCUCUGAUAAUUUUAAUCAUUCUUCUCAUAAAACAACAAUUAAAAUAAAACAAAAUAUCAGUGUGGAUUCAAUUCAAAAGAAUAAUGGAAAAAUUUCUAAACCAAAAUGCCCUGUCCAAUAA